Messenger RNA from Scophthalmus maximus (turbot), 2556 nucleotides. Its product is annotated as high-affinity choline transporter 1. Gene Ontology annotation, cellular component: plasma membrane. Gene Ontology annotation, molecular function: choline:sodium symporter activity. The record is from RefSeq and is a predicted model, not a curated record. The coding region runs from base 146 to 1783 and encodes 545 amino acids. Gene Ontology annotation, biological process: choline transport; transmembrane transport; acetylcholine biosynthetic process. The transcript is spliced from 9 exons. Lineage: Eukaryota; Metazoa; Chordata; Actinopteri; Pleuronectiformes; Scophthalmidae.
AUUUGCAGCGCCGAACGCAUCCCCCGGCGUCCCGGGGGGGAGGAGGGGGUAAGACAACGGAGGAGAGGUGGCUGAGCGGCGGACACCGACCAUCACACAGCUGGCGGCACGUGCGCACAACAACGGACUCUGCAGCAAGACAAUCAUGGCAGUGAAUAUCCCUGGACUGGUGGCUGUGGUGGUUUUUUAUAUGGUCAUCCUGAUAAUUGGGGUCUGGGCAUCUCGAAAAUCCAAGAAAGUGGAGAAGACAUGUACCGGAAGCAAGAGCGAAAUAACCAUGGUCGGCGGCCGCAACAUCAAUGUCCUAGUCGGGGUAUUCACUAUGACAGCAACUUGGGUUGGUGGAGGUUAUAUUAUGGGAACGGCUGAGGCUGUUUACGCUCCCACUCGCGGUGUCGUAUGGGCUCUGGGGCCCCCUGCCUAUCUUCUAAGUUUUCUUUUGGCUGGACUGUUUUUUGCGAAACCUAUGAGGUCAAAGCGCUACGUGACGAUGUUGGACCCGUUUCAGCAUCACUAUGGCAACACGUUCACCGCAGUACUACUGCUUCCUGCUUUGGCCAGUGAUAUUUUGUGGGUUGCCUGCAUCCUCGCUGCUCUGGGAGGAACGAUGAGCAUGAUUCUCGGGUUGUCGUCUGCCCUCUCCGUUGUUAUCUCGGCCGCUGUCUCCAUCACCUAUACAUUUUUAGGGGGUCUCUACUCGGUUGCCUAUACUGAUAUCAUCCAGCUUUCCUUCAUCUUUGUCAGCAUGUGGCUCUGUAUUCCUUUUCUGAUGCUCAGUCCCGCAGUUGCUGACCUCUCUCAAUCAACCCAACUCAACCAAACAAACAGCAACUCAUGGAUGGGAAAGGUGGAGCUGGCAGAUGCAGGAAUAUGGGCAGACGAGUUCCUGCUAAUGGUUUUAGGGGGACUGGCCUAUCAAGCUCUGUACCAGAGAAUCCUCUCUGCAGCCUCCUCUUCUCAGGCGCAGGUCACCUGCUUCGCUGCUGCUGGGACAACUUUUAUUAUGGGAAUCCCCUCUGUGAUCAUAGGAGGAGUGGCAGCCUCUGCAGACUGGAACGAGACAGCGUACGGUCUACCCCCUCCUUUCGAACGAGGGGAGGCAGCGAAGAUCCUGCCACUGGCCCUGAACUACCUCACACCCACCUGGGUAUCAGUGUUAGGCAUUGGUUCUGUGGCGGCAGCGGUCAUGUCCUCCAUGGACUCUGUGCUUCUUUCCUCAGCAUCCAUGUUUACACAAAACAUUUACAAGACGACUUUGAGGAAGCAGGCCUCUGAGCGGGAGCUGCAGUGGGUGAUCCGUGCUAGUGUGCUGCUGGUGGGCCUGGCAGGAACAGGCCUGGCCUUUGGAGAUGAAAGUGUCUUCACCUUCUGGGUGUUGAGCGGGGACCUCGUCUACUGCAUAAUCUUCCCGCAGCUCGUCUGCGUGCUGCACUUCCGCCAUGCAAAUACCUACGGUGCCAUCUGCGGCUACGUAGUCGGGAUGCUGCUGCGUGUGCUGAGCGGGGAGCAAUUGCUCAGAAUCCCUGCUCUUAUCCUGUACCCUGGCUGGACUGAGGAGGACGGCACGGUCACGCAGCACUUUCCCUUCAGAUCCCUGGCUAUGCUUUCGUCUCUGAUAUGUAUUAUUGCAGUGUCCUUGCUGCUGAAGCUAGGCUUCUGUCACCAACUAAUUCCUCAGUCCUGGGAUCUACUGGGGGUUUUUGAGGAGAAAAAAGAAGCAGAGGUGGAGGAAGUACCUGUUCCAGGGGAGGAUAUGAACAAUAUCCUUAAAACCAAAUUAUAGGCUUAACUUCAGUACAACUUCGACCAAAGUAUCCCGAAGCCUCUUUUUAUACAAAUUCCUACCAAACAUGUUCACAUUUGUUUUGAUACUGAUAUACUGAGAUAUAUAUCUAUAUAUAUAUCCAACUCUGACAAGUAUUAUAUGCUUUACAUGCUGACAGAAAAUUUCAUGAAGGGGGAGUUGGCAUUUCAACGUCCAGCACCCACAUUGUUUAAAAAGCAAGUGCCCAUGGGCAUGAGGUGUGUUCAGGCACAUUGUUUGUGCAAUGCUACGUUGAAACAAUGGAAAGCAAUUGCACUUUUAUUUGACAAAAACCUCGUCUGAGGUAUGGUGCAAUAUUUCACUAUAACUUUAAAGGCACAUGGCAGGAUCACACACCCACACAGGUGGUUGUACAACACGUGUACCCUUUGUUUGUUAGACCAUCAUACCAUUUUCUGUCCAUUUAAAUGUCUCUUACUAUCACUCCCACCACGAAAUACACCACACCAUAGUUAUUCUGUUACUGAUGCUAUUUAUUUGUCUCAUCUCCCAACAACAUCAUCGUAAAACUCUACCCAGAUUGUUUUUCAAUUUGCGAACUCAUUCACCACAUCAAGCAUAAUUUCUACUGAGCAGGAUUUCCUCCUAUUUAAUCAACACGUGGAAUCAAACUGCCUGUUGGGAGAAGUGAUGUUAAUUUUCGUUUUUAAGGGGUCUUUGUUGAAUUAUGCUUAUUUUUUUGGAUGUUUUGUGAUUGAAAGUGUUCAUAAAAAAUGUCUCUGACCUUUGAA